AUUCGCUAUUUUUUCUUUUUAUUUUAUUUCCCUUUUUAUUUUUCAUCUAAAAUGAUUAGAAUUCAGCGAUUAAUAUAUUACAUCUUGAUUUUAUUGUUUUUUGCAUUCAUUUCAUUUACUAUAUUGCCCAAUCUAAAGGCAUCACCGGUUUUACCUUUACAAGAAACUAAACCAAAAGCCGCAAGCAACGCCAACGGUGAAAAGUAUUUAUCAUGGUUCCCUCACAGUGACUUCCCUGAACAACAAGAAGCAUUUAGAAAUGGACUCCGACUUGCUUUGGAAACCAAACGUACCAUCAUUGCACCUAUGCUUCGAAUCAAUAAAAUAUAUCCAUGGCUACCCUUUGAGGAGCUCGCUCAACGUUACGAAGCUCAGGAUAAACCUCAACUUGCAAAGGCAUGCGAUGCCAAGUUAAAGAAUUGGCGAACCGAAUUAGAGCCCUGCGACACAAUGAAUGAUUGGUUUGAGAUUCCAUGGUCUAGUAUCAUGGAUUUAGAUAUCAUCAAGAAGGAAUACGGUAUUCGUAUCAUUGAACGUACACAGGGUCACGGUUGGGGUGUACAUGAAUCCGCUCUCAAUACACCCAUCACACCCGAAGACGUUGCCAUCAUUGACGUCAUGUCAUUUAAAGAAAACGGUACCAAUUGGGAGCGUAUUGACACUGAAAACCCUGAAAAAAAGGAAAAUCGUUUCUCCAGUUGGAUUCAAUCCCAUUUCCUCUCCAAGCAAAAGCUCACUGAACCACUCAAAUACGUAUUAACCCCAGAAAAAUUACUCGAACGAAAUGAAAUGAUCCUUCAAUUUGGUGCUUUAAAUUCCGCUGCUCGUUACGCUACAUCCACCUCUGAAAUUCAACUUGAUCUUCGUAAAGCCAUGAUGAAGACUCGUUUUAACGUUCCCAAUCAGUUGGCUCAACUCACAGAACAAUCGGAUGCUAUUGUCUCUGCUCUUGGUGGUAAGUUUCAGUACAGUACACUCAUCUUGAAUCUGUCCAAAUUGGUCGCAUUAGACGCUCGUGCAGGUACCGUACAAAAGCUAGCUGUUGAUGGUGAUAAACAACAAGAAACCAUACCAGAGAAUCUAUCGAUGGAGUACUUGAGUGAGACAGCCAAAAAGGAACUCAUGGAGGCUGUUGUACUUGAAAUCUUUGGUGAUAUUCCUAUUAAUCAAGCUGUAUCAGCCGCUAUGCCUAUUCAAUCCGGUUCGAAAUUAGCGGACCUCUUAAACCUCGGUCGCUCUUUAAAAACACCCAGUGAUCGACGUCAAUUAUUAGAGGCCUGUGUGGAUUAUCAUAAGAACGUCGAGAACAGAUAUCCUGUUUAUUAUUUGAUGAAUGAUAUGGGUAUCUCACCCGAGACACGUCCUGAUAUCUUUGGUCCACUUCUUAAAAUGUUCCCUUGUAUCUUUUCUGCAGAUGAUAUGAAGAAAUGGCAUAUUCAAACAGAUACUUGGGCUUCUGGUCAACCUGAAUUAAAUGAUCCUGCUAUCCAAUAUGAAAAGUUAUUACAACCUCUGCUCGAUAUUUUAAUUGCCGGCAAAGGUUAUUCAUUUUUCGAAAUUCCAACAACGCCUUUAACUAGAUUCCUUAAUUGGAGCCCUAAAGUAUAAAUCCAAAAAAAAAAAAAAAAAAAAUAAAGAAAAAAAAAACCGAAAC
Molecule: messenger RNA, 1654 nt
Organism: Mucor mucedo
Lineage: Eukaryota; Fungi; Mucoromycota; Mucoromycetes; Mucorales; Mucoraceae
Exons: 3
Coding region: 52-1608 (518 amino acids)
Source: RefSeq, a predicted model, not a curated record